AAAUAAAAUAAAAUAAAUAAAUAAAAACAUCUAGAGAGAUAAAAAAAAUUUUUAAGAAAAUGAAAAAUAUUUCAAUCUUUCUAGUUGUUUUGGCUUUUUGCAUGAUUGUGAAUAUGGAGCAUGUCAACUCCGCCAACCCAUUUAAAGGGAAAAAGACGACGUUGACAUUCAGAAACAGUCUUUCACACAACAAAUGGCUCAAGGUUCGCUGCAAAUCUGGAGACGGCGAUGUUCGUGAAAAAUACAUGCCACCUAACGGCCAAGAUUAUAGCUUUAGUUUCAACGAUAGAGUUUUCGGACACACACUUUUCUGGUGUACGUUGUCAAAAGGAGCUGAUUAUAAGGUACAUAAGAAGUUCGAUGCCUAUAUCCAAGACAGUAGAAUGCCUCACGGAACCUUCUAUAAUUACGUUGCUCAAGACGAUGGGAUCUAUCACAGUACUCUGCUAACACGUAUCCAUAAGAUGUACAAUUGGAACUAAUUAUGGACCUAUUUUAUCCAAUCUUUCAAAAAGCUUAUUCUUCAAAUCACUGAUUUGAUCAUACUUGUAUAAUAAUCUAUAUUAUAAUUUUGUUUCAUGUAAAAAGUCACUCUUUUCUUUUCUUAUGAUAAAAGCAAAGAGAGAUCAAUUUCAUAAUGAUUCAAAGAAAAACAAAUUUAUUUUUUUGUUUCUCUUUAACCUUUACUCCA
Camelina sativa (false flax) is the source of this 691-nucleotide messenger RNA. NCBI's taxonomy places the organism in Eukaryota, Viridiplantae, Streptophyta, Magnoliopsida, Brassicales, Brassicaceae. The record is from RefSeq and is a predicted model, not a curated record.